Molecule: messenger RNA, 429 nt
Organism: Helobdella robusta
Lineage: Eukaryota; Metazoa; Annelida; Clitellata; Rhynchobdellida; Glossiphoniidae
Exons: 4
Coding region: 1-429 (142 amino acids)
Source: RefSeq, a predicted model, not a curated record
AUGCUCUGUGGCGGAGUGGUUAAGACUUCUGACACAGCAUUUGCAGUAACCGUGAUCGAAUGUAAAGAAUCCCCUAUGCAUCAAACGCAACACACCUGGCCGUAUUUAGACGAAACCAAACUGGACUACUGUCUCGGGACUGCCACGGACAAGGGAUUCCAAAAUAGAAAAAAAAAUCCAGCUGCCUUGCGACUUAAACGCAAUCUUCAUAGGAGAGUUAAUCACAAUUUUCGUAUUAGUAGGCUGACCAUUUUUCAAAAUGCGGACAAUCUUAAAAUGAUGGCAAAUCUAAAAAUGGCGGAAAAUCUCAAAAUGGCGGGCAACCUCAAAAUGGCAGACGAACUCAAAAUGGCGGCAUUCUUAAAUGGCAGACGAUUACGUCAUCGCGGAUACUCUAAAAAGAAGACCAUCCCUAAAUUUGGAGGAUGA